This is a messenger RNA of Amoebophrya sp. A120, 4610 nucleotides long. The record is from the annotation of a GenBank genome assembly. NCBI's taxonomy places the organism in Eukaryota, Dinophyceae, Syndiniales, Amoebophryaceae.
AAUUGACGGACGACAACAAAUAACGUGCACGUAGCUCGUAUUUCUCUACGUGGGUCUGGGUCGUGCAGAAAAAUAAGUAAAAAAAUAAACGAAGCUCCUAGUUGUACAAGUACCUACGAGCUCGAGCUCCAGUUCAUCUCGUUCGCAUGCAAACUCCGAAAAAUCAAUGAAGUCCAGCAUCAGCAAUUUAAUAAACGUGAUCGGAAAAACAAAGAACGUAAGGGCGCCAGACGAAUUCGGUCCACUUAGCAGACUUUAGUAGCAUCAGCAUCUUCUAUUUCUACAGAAAAAAAAAAUCCGUGUAUUCCGUCCAAGAAAAUUUCCAAAGUAGACAACGAAAUAGGAGUUCAGUGUCUUUUGCAAUUUACCAAGCAAAUACUUUCGUUCUCGAAUCAACAGCCACCCUCCGUCUUCAUCUACCCAACACCUUCCCCAUAGUAACUACUAUACGCAUACCAAUAACAUACACGACAACCCAAGAGUAGUUUGCAAUUACCCCUGCUCGCGCUUCUUGACAUUUUUCGUUGUUGAAUUUUUGUGACAACUCCCCCGUAGUAGACGAGUUUUUGUGUCACUCUGACUCAUUGCAGUAAAACUGAGUUCAUAACAGCUGAAAAAAUUACAGUACAAAUACGGUUCCUCAAUCAGUUUUGAUAGGUGGAGCAAGUUUGUUUUGGAUUAUCGUAUUUGAGGUUUGAUCGUUGAGAAGCAAUCACGCGACAAAAAGUAGACGUCAAAAUGUGCCAGCCCAACUCGUCCACUUCGACGAUGGUGGCCGAGCCGGAGGGUAGUACUUCCACCGGUACCCGCAGCAGAAGAACAUCUUCAGACAAAGACUCCGCAGCUGCGGAGAUGAAGCCCGCCGCAUCUUCACAAAUAAAGUCUUCCACUUCCUCAACGGCCCGACUCACUUCUGUGCCAGAGGUACAAAAGCCGAAAACCAGCAGCGAUUUAGUCACGAAACUGUCCGACAUCGAGCUGACCGACGAGAAAGCGGAGCGAAACGAGUUUCACUUUCGGUAUUUCGGGCUACUGGACAACUUUCUGAUCAAGAAUUUCAUGAAGGACAAACGGGAUUUACCUCUCGUUUACCUCCAGCUCAACAUCAUGACCUUUUUGGUCCCGUUUGCAGCGGCGGUGGUGUAUUUUAACACCUGGUACCUCGGCCUGAUCUACCUCCCGAUCCUGUUCGUCGGCUUCUUCGAGCGCUUCAUCCUCAUGAUGCACUUCUCAAGUCACAUAUGCAAUGUAAAUUUCCUGUAUAUGUACAAAAUGCAUGACAAAUUUCGCUACCUUGCAGAGUCCAACUUGGCAUGCUGAACUAGGAUUGAAGGCAAGUUUUGUCAUGCAGAGACUGCAUUUGUACGUGUACGAGAAAUUUACUGUGGAUAUCACAGGAAACUUUACCACAGCGAGUUUCUGAACAACAUCACGCUCUACUUCUACGCGCCCCUGUUCGGCACGCCGCCAGGUAUUGUUUGAUGUUCAUUUGAUGUACAGUGUUUAUGCUUAAAUAAUACCAGUCGCAUAACAACAAGAAGAUGUAUGUGCAUCUAGUAUGUCUAUGUCAAAGAUAAAGAAGUUGGAGAUAGUAUUCCUAGUCCUUUUCGUUUAUGCGUGCGCGCAUUUAUUUUUACAAAAAUGACCACUCCGGUGCCUCUUCCUGUACAAAAGAACGCAUGACCACCACGACAAACUUUAUCAGGUAUCUACUACCUGCACCACAUCAUAAUGCACCACGGGGAAAACAACCACGGGGAUGACGUUUCCGAAACCGAGUCCUACCACCGUUCCGAGCGCGGGUUCCGCGGGUUUCUGUUCUACUGGCUGAGGUUUCUCUGCGGGCUUUCGUUCGAACUUCCGCUCUACGCACUGAAGACAAAAAGGUACGACUGGUUCGCCACCUGCCUGGUGUCGCUCUCCUUCUGGGGCGCAACGAUUUUCGCGCUGGGGAACCUUUUCGGAUACACCGGCGUCACUUGCGUGUUGGUGAUCCCGCACUUCUUCGGCCUGACUGCCAUGGCAUUGGGAAACUACGCUCAACAUGUACUGCUUCUAAUUGAUUUAUAAAAAAUGUUUCGAUUAUUCAUUCGAUUUUUCUUAUUUGUUGAAGAAGCCCUCUUUAUUGCCCUCAUGCAUUUAUUUCUCUUCUGUCAUUCCCAUUCGUACAAUAAAUGAAUUUUUUGUAACGCUUGCAUUUGUCAUAGUAGUUGAAAAUCAAAAUAGUCGCAAAAGAAAAUACAAACAGGUUUUCGUCGACCCCCUGUCCCCCGGCAAUAACUACACGCUUUCCUACAACUGUCUUAACACGGAAGUGAACCAAACCACGUUCAACGACGGGUACCAUAUUAUCCACCACAUCUACCCGCGGCUGCACUGGACCGAGCUUCCCUCGAAGUUUCGCUCCACACUAGCGCAGCACAAAACGGAGCGGGCGCUGACGUUCAGGAAUACGUAUCCUGAGUAAAAACGUACCCACACCAGAGUCAGGAUGGGGAUUUUGCAACACAAACCUAGGAGUUUUGUGAGUCACGCAUCACAAGCUGCAGUCCGUAGCGUAGUGCAGGUUCGCAAGGCCAGCUGCAUCAGAAAUCCAUCUGCUCAUCCUGUUUACAGCAUUACAAAUUCCAAAACACGAUUGGAAAUGGUUCUCAUGGGGAUGCGCAUUACAAGUCUUCCUGUCUUUGCACAUCUGCAUUACAACUCUGGCGUGGGUACGUUUUUACUGAGGAUAAUACGCACUUUAUCCCCAUCGCGCUCUUGAUGCUGACCAACCAGAUGGAGAAGUUAUGAAAUGCAAAAGCAUCGUACUAGUAUAAAUUGCAUUACAAAUUACUUCAGCAUUACAAAUGAAAUUCGUAAUGCUGUUUUACCUUAGGAAAGAGAUUUGUCAUGCAUAACAGCAAUUACUACGAGUGCGAUACUUUUGCAGUGCAUAGAAGUUGGUCCGUGACCACUACGUCUUCAUCGACUGGGCAGCGGUACAGAGUGUUAUGAUUUGAUGUCUAUCUUUGGUUUUUGUGUAGCUAAAAAAUGAAUCACUAUCUUCACUUGUGAACUGCAUUCUUUACGUCUCAAAAAUCUGCAUCAUCAUAAUCAUGGCCACAAAGUAAGACACAACAGAUAAAAAACCUUUCAAAAUUUCAUCAACAUCCAAUAUAAAAAUCGCAUGACAAACUACAACAGGUCAAGCGCGAGGGUGGUGAAGUGCCCAUCACAUCGCUCGACAAGGAAGUCGUACCAACAGUCGGGGAAGUCGUGGCGGAUUUGGAACGGCGGUUGAGCUACAUCCCGCCGUAUGAUAGGAAGAUUCAGUAGAUCUAGCAGAAAAUGACGAGUUUGUCAUGCCGGUCUUUCUGGAUCACCAUCAUUAUACGACGAGUCAUGUUGGCCGCGAGGAACCGAAAUAACUCGUGUGCGGGCAUGAGCACCAUCAUGGGGCUGUGCAGAUCCUGCGCUAGUGGAUGUGCUCUUGAAAUUGUGAUGAUGUCAUUGCGAUUGCGUAAGUAGCGUACGUCACGACCACAGUUAUUUUUAUGCCACUGGUACUAGUACUACCCUUCUUAUUUGAUCGGUGCAGCUAGACUGACUUAAGCUCAGUAACGCUAGCUAGAAACUGGUCUCAUCAAAAAUUCAAAGUCAAAACUGGUGCUCUUCUUAUGGGAAUGUUGAACUGUGGGAUGAACAAAACAAACUUAGGCGAGCAGGAGGCUAUUAAAAACUUUCAAGUGAUGCUUAGCAAAAAUAACAAGCUGGAAGAUCAUGGGCAUCUUGCCUUUCCUUUCGUUCUCCUGCUAGACGACGGAGUGGGAGAAAGAUGAAUCAGGCCGAAAAUAAUAUAAAGCCGUAGUUGUCAACUGAAUUAGAAUUUUGAUGGAGUAGCGCUUGAAAGCAUGAUCGCCCUCACCACCAGCAAGACUCUGCCAGUUUAUUGCUUCCACGUCUCAAGAAGAGAAAUAGUGCAAGUACUUUCAAUCCGGAUUAUUUUCAGUAUGCAGACAAGUGAAAGUAAAAGUGGGAAUGACACACGAACACCUUCGUAGUUGACCAAAAAAAAAGAAAGAGAUACUGGCAGCUGGGGUAAUAUCAACAACGAUAAAGGAGAAGUGCAGCAAAUGUGAUUCCUUUGUGCAGCAAUUCAAGAAUGCGGGUGGUUUACUUUCAACCCACUCGCGCAUUCUACUUAUGGUUUGGAACAGUCAGCAUAGUAUCAAAAUAGCUCCCCCCCAGGAUAGAGUACAAAGACGACGGGAAAAAUACGGUAAAAAUUCGUUGGCUUGUUGUCCUGCUCUCUUUAUCUUCAGAGCUCGUCUUGCCAAGAAAACGACAAUUAUGGUCAAGCAGCAUAGCUAUCAUCUUCCGUGCGCAGGAGGCAUCGCCUUCGCGACUUGCCCCCCAUGAUGUCUUCAGACCAAAGAGUAGACGCAGGUUUGAGCUUGAAUAUGAAGUCCAAAUGAUAAAGACACGCUCCUAAAGCGAAGCGCUGUCGAAAAAAAAAAUCUUCGGACCCGAAAAAAUGUCAUGACUUCUUUCGGACUUUUUUGAAAGAAACUUUAUCGCCUUCUGAUCAGGGCAAGGACGGAGGAUGUUCUUGUGUUCUCGAAAACUGG